This is a messenger RNA of Aureobasidium musti, 1704 nucleotides long. NCBI's taxonomy places the organism in Eukaryota, Fungi, Ascomycota, Dothideomycetes, Dothideales, Saccotheciaceae. The record is from the annotation of a GenBank genome assembly.
AUGGACGCUGAACAGGAGCGUCCGGCCAAGCGUCAGCGUAUUGGAAAAGCAUGCAAAUCAUGUCGCACAUCCAAAGCACGGUGCGAAGUGCAGCAGAACGCUGACGCAUGCCACCGAUGUCAAGUACUCGAUCUCGAAUGUGAAUUGCCAAAGCGUAGCUCAAAUCGCAUCUCGGUGCCAGCUCCUUCUGACUCAGCCAACGACAAUGAUGUUGAAACCCGGCUCAAACGCGUCGAACAGAUGAUUGCCAAGUUGUCUGAAGCGGUCUUUCCUCACUCCGAGUCCACCUUGAACCGAGCCGGCGGUAAUUCGAACAGUCCUGAUGCUCCUGCAGAAGGACAUAACCCGGACAUAGUGAUCGCACACAACUACCCCAAACCAGUCGAAAUUCUCCAAGACCUGCAAUCCGAGUUGUAUGCUCAGUCAAACCAAGUCUCUUCAGAAGAGACCAAUCAUCUUGAUGUGGUCUCUGUAGGUCUGUUGUCUUUCGAGACUGCAGUCCAGCUCCUUCGAACGUCGAUCGACAGGUACAGCAAGUGGAUUCCUCUAGCUGAUGUUGUCAAGUUUGUCAGCAACGUGUCGCGGGAUUUCUCUCGGAGCUCACCCUUGUUGAUGAAUGUACUCUGCUUACUGGCAACUCGUUACCACCCUGAGAUCCCUUCGCAGACAAUACAGGACAUCUACAAACACGUCAAGCGCCUUGUUGCGGAUGCAGUCAUCGAGACACCCCCAGUCGCAAGUAGUGUCGUGCAAUCAUUGACCUUGCUUUGCCUCUUCAGCCCUGCUGUACAAACCGACAAGCCUCUGGACAGUUGGCAUCUGAGUGCUAGUACCGCGAACCAUGCAGUCGUCGCAUUUGGACCGAGCAACGUCAAGCAACCAGGUGCAAUCGAAGAACGUACUGUCGAGCAGUUGCGCGUGUGGAGUAGCCUGUGUCUUACUCAUUUACAAUACUCAAUUGGCAGUGGCCGACCUCUCAGCAUUUCGGUUCGACUCAUGGAUGGUUGUCGCCGUCUACUGGAACAACCCACGAUCAUGCCAUUCGACACGCCAUUGAUAGCCGAACUGCAGUUCUACAUCUGUCUCCACACAACUCUACAAAAUCCCACAGCGACCCCAGAAUCUGCUUUCACUCCUUGGGACUUUGCAUGGAGCCGCUUUCUUGCCAGCUCGGGGCCACCGAGAACCCUCGAGUUGUCCCACUGGUUUGGGCACUUGCUGCUGCACCGUCGCAAUGCUUCUUCUCAGCAAGGCUUGUCACCUCAAGUUAUGCACGAGAAGAAUAUACCUGCUUGGCGAGAAAGUGCAAACAUUGUCUCUCAGUUCGUGCGCCACUCUUCAGACCAGGCGCCUGACCUACCCGAUUUCGCUUUCUUUAUUGCAUCAUACGCAGCGCUAGUCCUCUGUGAAAGCGCGAUCGAUCAUCACCUGGUCGAGAACUUGCGGGCGUAUCUCUUCAAGGUUGCAUGCGGCGAAUCGCACAUUGCAUUCAAGCAUGGAUACAUCAUACAACGCGCACUGGAAAGAUCGAGGCACGCAGAAUCAAAUGGAGAAGAUAGCACAAGUGCUGGUGCUGACAUUUUGCCCCAAAUCCACACUGCCGGAACGCCUUUGCCGUCUCAAGCUAUGGGCAUGGGAGACUUUGAUGCCUUGGUUGGCUUUGACAUUUUCGGCGAAUAUUUCACUGUUGAGAGUCUGCUGUGA